Molecule: messenger RNA, 738 nt
Organism: Quercus robur (English oak)
Lineage: Eukaryota; Viridiplantae; Streptophyta; Magnoliopsida; Fagales; Fagaceae
Product: nucleolar protein 12-like
Exons: 4
Coding region: 1-738 (245 amino acids)
Source: RefSeq, a predicted model, not a curated record
AUGGGAAAAAGUGGAAAGAGUAGAAACUUGGCUCUUAAGGGUAUAGAGAAAGAGAUUGAGGAUUUUGAAAAUGAAGAUGAAAGUGAAGAUAAAGAUGAAGAUGAAGAUGAAGAUGAAGAUGAUAAUAAGGAUGAGGAUCUAACCUUCAUAAUUGAUGAGAUUAUCAAACUUCUUCAAUUUAGGAAAAAGGAUAAGAGCAAACCUUCUAGGAAAUCUAAAUCCUCAAGGAAGGAGUGCUCAAACUACCUUAUGAAGGAAAAGACCAAGGAGUCAAAAUAUAAAGGGUUGGUUGCUACUUGCAGUGAUACUGAGAAUGACUCUUCUGAUAAGUAUGUGGAUGAAUGUAGUCAUAUUAUGGCCUUUGUUGCCACAACCAAUAAGGUGAUUGUGAAGAGUGCUAGUGAUAGUGAGGAUUCUUCUGAUGAUGAAGUAAAAACUGAAAAAGCUGAUCUAUUAGUCAAACUAGAUGAGACUACAAGGUUAGUUGAGACUCUUGUUUUGGAGAACAUCUCAUUAGAAGAGAAGGUCAAGAAUCUUGAGGUUGAGCUUAGUCAGGCUAGAACUCAAAUAGAGAGGAUGUCUAGUGCAAAGCUUGAUGAGGUCUUGAGUGCUCAAAAGCCUAGUUCUGAUAAGACUGGCUUAGGAUAUUCUGUUUCCUCCGACCCCUCCUCUUCCACGGCUUUUGGAUCAAGGACUGCCUUUAUGCCACAAUCUGAGAAAGGUGAUAAAGUUGUUUAG